AUGGGGGACUGGAACCUUUUGGGGAAGCUGCUAGAGAGCGCCCAGGAGCACUCCACUGUGGUGGGCAAAGUGUGGCUGACGGUGCUGUUCAUCUUCCGCAUCCUGGUGCUGGGGGCCGCCGCUGAGAAAGUGUGGGGAGACGAGCAGUCCGGCUUCACUUGUGACACCAAGCAGCCCGGUUGUCAGAACGUCUGCUAUGACAAGACCUUCCCCAUUUCCCACAUCCGCUUCUGGGUGAUGCAGAUCAUCUUUGUGUCCACACCCACACUCAUUUACCUGGGCCACAUCCUCCAUCUGGUGCGCAUGGAGGAGAAAGUGAAAGAAAAGGAAAAGGAACAGGCCCUCCAGAAUGAAAAGCAGCUACUUACUACAAAAGCCAAGAAGGCACCCAUUAAGGACAACCAAGGUCAUGUGCGGCUGCACGGUGCACUGCUUCGAACCUAUGUUUUGAACAUUAUUUUCAAGACCCUAUUUGAAGUGGCCUUCAUCAUAGCUCAGUACUUCCUGUAUGGUUUUGAGCUCAAGCCAAUGUACACAUGUGACCGCUGGCCGUGCCCCAACGUGGUCAACUGCUACAUCUCCAGACCCACCGAGAAGACAGUCUUCAUCCUCUUCAUGCUGGCCGUGGCCGCCAUCUCUCUGCUGCUCAAUCUGGUGGAGAUGUACCAUCUCGGCUUCACCAAAUGCCACCAGGGUCUCCGCUACAGGAGGUCGCAGGCUGCGAGCGAGACCUCCAAAUCCCUGGGGGAGCCCGUCAUGCCAUUUGUCCCAAGCUACAACUACUUCUCCGGUCGCCCCACAGUGCCUGAAGCAUUCCCCGUGGAAGCAAAGUACAGCAUGACCGAGGCCAACCCCGCGUACAGCCCCUACAACAGCAAGGCCGUAUACAAGCAGAACAGAGACAACAUGGCCGUGGAGAAGAAAGGAAAAACAGAUGGAGAAGACUUAAAGGACAAGAAAACAUCUGCCUCGGUUUCAGACAUGCCUGUGGAAAGCUUGCGUAGAAACAGCCAGUCCAGCAAGCAUAGCAACAAUAAGAGCAGGAUGGAUGAUCUCAAAAUAUAG
Doryrhamphus excisus (bluestripe pipefish) is the source of this 1065-nucleotide messenger RNA. It is a transcript of the gene gja2, whose product is annotated as gap junction protein, alpha 2. Lineage: Eukaryota; Metazoa; Chordata; Actinopteri; Syngnathiformes; Syngnathidae. The record is from RefSeq and is a predicted model, not a curated record. Gene Ontology annotation, cellular component: connexin complex. Gene Ontology annotation, molecular function: gap junction channel activity. Gene Ontology annotation, biological process: cell-cell signaling.